Molecule: messenger RNA, 732 nt
Organism: Penicillium daleae
Lineage: Eukaryota; Fungi; Ascomycota; Eurotiomycetes; Eurotiales; Aspergillaceae
Exons: 2
Coding region: 1-732 (243 amino acids)
Source: RefSeq, a predicted model, not a curated record
AUGGCACCCCGUGACCCACUCCGAUCCAUGGAAGACAUCGCAGAUGGGGCUCGCUGGGUGCUUAAUUACAUCGAGAACAAUGGCACAGAGGACCGAUAUGUCACUGGAUAUAUCCGUGCUGUUCGCCAGUACGCGCUCAACGCCCAACGGGGCGAUAGCCAGGGGAUGACCAAGGUGCUCGAGGCACUGACCAAGAUCAAUGCCGACACCGAACGUCUGAACCGGCGAAUGGACACCAUCGAAAAGACAACUGGCACUUUAUCGACAACCUUGUCUUCCUCUGCGGCAGAUUCCGCGGCAGCGUGGCGCGAUUUCCGAGCUAGAUACUGGCAGCGCGGCUGGCUAAGGCUGCGGCACCGAACACCCGCAGUAACGGCACGGGUACCUGAAGUCGAGCUACGUGAGGACCGAGAAGUGAUAGUCAAGGUGGGACCCAAUCGCGAACAGAUCCAUGGGCUUUCACCGAAGGAAUUGGUUGAACGUGUGGAAAGACAGAGAGCCAUAAUUGCCCGACAGAAGAACUCCAUGGCCCUAACGGGGAGCGCUAGUUUCGUCGCAGCUAGGAAACUGCCCUCAGGAGACGUGGUUAUGGUGGCAAACAAUGCCGCAGGAGCCGAACUACUCCGCAAGCAUUCCGGAUGGUUGAAAGCAUUUGGGCCGGGAGCGGUUGUACAGGAGCCAUCCUGGUGUUUGGGCAUGACGUUUAGCGGGGUCACGGGGAAUCUUCACUAG